AUGGGAAAAAGGAAGAGGUCUAGGUCAAAGGAAAGUGAUUAUAAUGAUAUUUUAAGAAAAAUGAAAAAAUUAGAACGCAAGUUAAAGGAAAGACGAGAACGGUCGUUAUCAGUGAGUUCAAAUUCAUCGAGUUUAAACUACCGCGAUGAAAAUUAUGAUUAUGACCGAUAUUACGAUGUUUAUCCAGAUCUUUUAGGAGAGGACCCUUCUACUAAAAAGAUUUACGGUGCAAGCUUACAUAAAGACAUUGCCCCAAGGUGGGCUCAUAUUCUUACUAAUGGUCUGACGAAAGAAUCUCAAGCGGAUCUAAUAAAACAAUAUCGGUUACCCGAAAACUGCACCAAUUUAUCAUCGCCAAAAUUGAAUCCUGAAAUAAAAGCUGCGCUCUCCGAAUUAAAUAUCAAACAAGAUCAGUAUAGCCAGGGUAAACAAAAUCAAAUUGGAAGCGGUCUCGCAGCUCUAGGACAAGCUUUAAAUUGGGUUGUCACAGCCAAAGAUAUUGUACCUCCAGAUAUUGUUAAAGCCUUAAUUGACGCCGGGAGGCUUAUCUGCGACAACCACUACAGGGAAUCGUUAUCGCGUAGAUAUGCGAUACUGAACACACUUAACAGAAACAUCAGAGAUACUGUUAAAGAUACAAAGAUUGACGAGAAUCUCUUUGGAUCCAAUUUAUCUGACCACUUGAAGUCAUCAAAAGCAAUAACGAAGACUGGCUCUGAAAUGAAGCCAGCGCCCCGCCCACCAUACAGGGCGCCAUCAGCUUUCCAGCCACAAAGAGGAGCUUUAAACUCGAGGGGGAACUCGCGCGCAGCAGCGACCGAGCCACGGACAGCGCCUGCGUCCCGCCGGCCGCCGCCUGCCCCGCAGCCGCGAGAUCGCCGCCAGCCUGCCACGCGGGGCCGUCAUCGCGCUUCCGGAUAUUCGAGACAUCAGAGGAGACAUUAAUGGAACCACAGGUACUGGUAGCAGGACGCUUAAAAUAUUUUUACGAUAAAUGGACCGAACUUACCGAUGACCAUACUAUCCUAAAUUGGGUCAAAGGUUAUACAAUACCGUUCAAAGAACGGCCUAUACAGACAAUGCAACCAAAAAAUAAUGCUUGUAAUUCUCAUUCUCAAAUGAGCAUUAUUGAUAAUUGCAUUACCGAACUUCUGACUUCUAAAUUCAUCUCACCUUGCACACCUUGUGAAGGUCAAUUUAUUUCCCCGAUUUUUACAGUGCCUAAGCCAAACGGGAAAUACAGGUUUAUAUUAAAUUU
Molecule: messenger RNA, 1258 nt
Organism: Cydia amplana
Lineage: Eukaryota; Metazoa; Arthropoda; Insecta; Lepidoptera; Tortricidae
Exons: 2
Coding region: 1-945 (314 amino acids)
Source: RefSeq, a predicted model, not a curated record